This is a messenger RNA of Arachis duranensis, 1259 nucleotides long. RefSeq names its product peroxisome biogenesis protein 7. The record is from RefSeq and is a predicted model, not a curated record. Lineage: Eukaryota; Viridiplantae; Streptophyta; Magnoliopsida; Fabales; Fabaceae. The transcript has a single exon. Gene Ontology annotation, biological process: protein import into peroxisome matrix. Gene Ontology annotation, molecular function: protein binding. The coding region runs from base 141 to 1097 and encodes 318 amino acids. Gene Ontology annotation, cellular component: cytosol; peroxisomal matrix.
GGGAGCAAAAAAGGAAAUAUUAUUAAAAAAAAAGGAAAAAAGGAUAAUGGUAAAGGGAGGCGAAGAGGAAGAAGACGUAGUUGAACGCAGAAAUCAUCAGCUUCGAAUCAAUCGAAUCUGAAAAGUGAAUCAAAUCAGCGAUGCCGGUAUUCAAGACUCCAUUCAACGGUUACUCCGUCAAGUUCAGCCCCUUCUACGAGGACCGCCUCGCCGUCGCAACCGCACAGAACUUCGGUAUCCUCGGCAACGGCCGCCUCCACGUCCUCUCCCUCUCCCCAAACCCUUCCCAGCCCUUCACCGAGAUCGCCGCCUACGACACCGCCGACGGAGUCUACGAUGUUGCCUGGUCCGAGUCCCACGACUCCCUCCUCGUUGCCGCCGUCGCCGACGGCUCCGUCAAGCUCUACGACACCGCACUACCGCCUACUUCCAACCCUAUCCGGUCCCUUCGCGAGCACACACGCGAGGUCCACUCCGCCGACUACAACCCCCUCCGCCGCGACUCCUUCCUCACCUCGUCCUGGGACGACACCGUCAAGCUCUGGACCCUCGACCGCCCCUCCUCGCUCCGCACCUUCAAGGAACACUCCUACUGCGUCUACUCCGCCGUAUGGAACCCUCGCCACGCCGACGUCUUCGCGUCCGCCUCCGGCGACUGCACCCUCCGCGUGUGGGAUGUUCGUGAACCUUCGUCCACCAUGGUGUUCCCUCCUCACGAAAUGGAGGUGCUAACUUGCGAUUGGAACAAGUACGACGACUGCAUAAUUGCGACUGCUUCGGUGGAUAAGAGCAUCAAGGUUUGGGAUGUGAGGAGUUUUAGGGUUCCGAUUGCGGUUAUGAAUGGACACGGGUAUGCGGUGAGGAAGGUGAGGUUUUCACCGCACGUGCGGAAUUUGAUGGUGUCUUGCUCUUAUGAUAUGACGGUUUGUGUUUGGGAUUUCAUGGUGGAGGAUGCGCUUGUGAGUCGGUACGAUCAUCACACGGAGUUCGCCGUUGGUGUUGAUAUGAGUGUUCUUGUUGAAGGCUUGAUGGCCAGCACUGGUUGGGAUGAGCUUGUUUAUGUUUGGCAGCAUGGCACUGAUCCUAGAGCACCUUGACAAGCUUCCUUUUUUCUGCUUUUUCUUCAUGUUUUGGGGAUUAAGGUUUUUGUUGUAUGUUUGUUUAUAUUCAUGCAUCAUCAGAUCAGGGGUUCAGGAACUUAAUGAGUGUAUACAUCAAUCGCAUUGGUAAUGAAUGAAAUGGCUAGUCACAAAUAAUUU